UCAAAUCUGAAUUGAUGAAGGUAAACGAACUCUAGUAUUUUGAAUGGUAGCAAUGGAUCUUCAAUAACUCGAACUCCGAUUAGAUAGAGAACAACAUCCAAAAUAAUUCAUGUGUAUGGUACGUUCCCCUAAAAAAAAUAUAAAAUCAAUUUUUUAUAAAAAUCUCUUUCUAUAAGCUUUAUCCCAAGAGCCGUAAAAAAUUAUAAAAUAAUUAUGCAAAUAUAAAAAUAAAAUAAAAUUAUGCAAUACAUUUAAAUCAAAUAUGCAACAUUGCAGUACUUCUUGUUGUUUCUGAUGUUUAUGACUGACAAGUUGAAAGAUCAAAUUUGUUUAUAGAUAAGAGAGAGAGGCUGUAGAGAGAUUAGGUGUUUGAGCACUCCUGAAAUGGCCAAAUUUCCAUUGCAGUACUUCUUGUUGUUUCUGAUGUUGUUUGUGAGGCUAGAAGGACUAGGUAAAGGCCAGAAUGAGUACUGCAAGGAAGUUUCCAGGUGCAAGAAGCAUGGUCCAGCCAUCCAUUUCCCGUUCCGGCUUAAAGACAGCCAGCCCAGACACUGUGGCUAUCCCGGAUUUGAGCUAACGUGCAACCAGAGGAAUGAAACCGUGCUGGAGCUGCCGAAUUCAGUAAAUCUGCUUGUCAGUAAGAUCGAUUACAAGUCUCAAUCCAUUCACGUGUAUGACGGGGAAGGCUGCCUUCUAAGACGGCUUAUAAACCUCAACUCAUCUAGUGACACUACUUUUCACUUUUAUUAUGAAUCGUUUGACAUGAAUUACUAUUUUCUGUACAAUUGUAGUUCUGUACCAGAUGGAUAUGUAGAAUACUUCAUCCCUUGCCUUAGUACUGUUCCCGGAUAUAGAAUUUAUGCCGUCCCUUACUUUGGCUAUUAUUCCAUGACUUCCUGCACAAAGAUUGAUACCUCCACUUCGCUACUUCCUAGUUAUAUAUUUCGCGAGCUAAGUGAAAAUGUUCCAUUGGAUUGGUCGGAACCAAAUUGCGCAAAAUGUGAAUCAGAAGGCAAAUCAUGCGGCUUUAAGAAUCAUACCACGGGACAUGAAAUUGAAUGCUUCCACAUGCCUAAAACAAAAGGUUCAUCAAUAAAACUAGUCGUGACUGCUGUUGUCAUCAUAGUUUUAUUAAUUCUUGCUCUGUUAGUUGUCGUGCUCUAUCGUAUCUAUACCUCAAACAAAAUGUUGAAAGAAGAUCAAGUAAAGAUUGAGAAAUUUUUGGAGGACUACAGAGCACUCAAGCCAUCAAGAUACUCUUAUGCUGAUAUAAAAAAGAUCACAAAUCAAUUCAAGGACAAACUGGGGGAAGGAGGAUAUGGGACAGUGUUCAAAGGAAAACUUUCAAAUGAGAUUUUUGUAGCUGUUAAGGUCCUCAACAAUUCAAUAGGAAAUGGAGAAGAGUUCAUCAAUGAAGUGGGAACAAUGGGUAUGAUCCACCAUGUGAAUGUGGUUCGCUUGGUCGGCUUCUGUGCUGACGGAUCUAGACGAGCUCUUGUUUAUGAGUUUUUGCCAAAUGAUUCCUUAGAAAAGUUUAUAUUUUCAGAAGGUCACAAGAACCAUUUCCUGGGUUGGGAGAAGCUGCAAGAAAUUGCUGUGGGCAUAGCCAAAGGAAUUGAAUAUCUUCAUCAAGGGUGUGAUCAAAGAAUCCUUCAUUUUGAUAUUAAACCUCAUAAUAUAUUGUUGGACCACAAUUUCAAUCCAAAGGUAUCUGAUUUUGGCUUAGCAAAGUUGUGUUCCAAGGAACAAAGUGUCGUGUCUAUGACUGCUGCAAGAGGGACCAUGGGUUAUAUUGCCCCCGAAGUAUUUUCAAGGAAUUUCGGUAAUGUUUCAUAUAAAGCAGAUGUAUAUAGCUUUGGGAUGUUGUUGCUUGAAAUGGUUGGUGGGAGGAAAAAUAUUGAUGUUAAAGUAGAGAACACUAGCCAAACAUACUUCCCAGAGUGGAUUUAUAACCAUUUACAUCAAGGAGAAGAGCUGGGAAUGAUCAGCAUUGAGAAAGAGGAACAUGACAAAAUAGCAAAGAAACUAGCCAUUGUCGGCCUUUGGUGCAUUCAGUGGUACCCUGUGAACCGGCCUUCCAUGAAAGUUGUGGUUCAAAUGCUGGAAAAAGAAGGAAACAACCUGACUAUGCCACCAAAUCCUUUUGCUUCUGCAACGGAAACGAAUACGAGUUCAAUUAAGCCUGUAGGAGCUUUCAAUAGAGAUUUGGCAGCUAUUUUAGAAUGAAAGUAAAAGCACAAUUGUUGAUGUUUCUUGGUGGUAUUGUAUAAAUUUCAAUGAUAGGUAGGCAACAUGUCGUACUCAAGAACAAGUACCGCAAUCUUAUUACAAUGUAGGGGAACUUGAAUAAAUUUCUCUUCCUUUUUUCUUUUCGUUGUUAUUUUUUUUUUCUGUCUUGUAUAAGUUUCCAUGGCUUUCAAUAAUUUAAU
Cornus florida is the source of this 2429-nucleotide messenger RNA. Its product is annotated as rust resistance kinase Lr10-like. Lineage: Eukaryota; Viridiplantae; Streptophyta; Magnoliopsida; Cornales; Cornaceae. Gene Ontology annotation, molecular function: protein kinase activity; polysaccharide binding; ATP binding. The record is from RefSeq and is a predicted model, not a curated record. Gene Ontology annotation, biological process: protein phosphorylation. The transcript has 3 exons. The coding region runs from base 385 to 2226 and encodes 613 amino acids.